Molecule: messenger RNA, 1466 nt
Organism: Dalotia coriaria
Lineage: Eukaryota; Metazoa; Arthropoda; Insecta; Coleoptera; Staphylinidae
Product: farnesol dehydrogenase-like
Exons: 7
Coding region: 413-1213 (266 amino acids)
Molecular function (GO): oxidoreductase activity
Source: RefSeq, a predicted model, not a curated record
GAAUGCAAGAGAUUAGAUAACGUCGAGUUAAAAUCUUGAUAUUCCACUUUAGAACCAGUAUUGUUUGCGUGCGCGACGUGCAAAGACGUGUUUAAGUUUUGUGUGUGCAAUAAAAUAUUCAAAACCCUCUGUAAUUUUAACUGUAAUGGUGGUUGCUGACCAGUGCCCACUUCCAACCAGUCAUAUAAAGGGGGCGGAAAUGGCGGUUUUACAUCGAGCUACAAGUUCCAGCUUUAAGGGUCUUCGCAUUCUCGUUGGCGCGGGUCCUUCAAGAAGAAUUGCUCGAUUACUACUUUGGCGCAACGCUGGCUGAAGCUCCAUAUACAUACGUAGGUGGAUCUUGCGGCAGAGUGGAAGCACAGUCCAACGCCGGCGCGACGACGACGGUUGAACAAAAGCAAGCGGGCGUUUGAUGAUAAGUGACUCUCUCUUCGGCGAAGAAGUGCUGCAUACGAAUAUGGAGCGUUACAUCGGCACGACAGCUGUGGUCACCGGCGCGAGUGUUGGUAUCGGCGCCGCCGUUUGCGAAGUGCUUGUCAAACUUGGUAUCAACGUUGUGGGUGUAGCUCGUCGCGUGGAAUUAAUUGAGGAACAAGCGGAGAGACUCAGCGGCGAAAGCGGGAAACUUUAUCCGCGGAAAUGCGACUUGCGUGAUGAGCGUCAGAUUAAUGCAAUGUUUGAUUGGGUGGAGGCCAAUCUCGGUGCUAUUUCUAUUAUGGUCAACAAUGCAGGCCUAACAUUACCUACAACUUUAAUCGAGGGCGCUCCUGAUCAAUGGCGCACUUUGUUGGACGUAAACGUUCUGGGUUUGUGCAUCUGCACGAAAAAAGCGAUUGAAUCUAUGAAGGCGCACCAGCAGGACGGUCACGUCGUGCACAUCAACAGCAUCUUGGGGCACUACAUGCCGGAUGUGCCCUGUUUGAACGUUUAUCCAGCGACGAAGUUUGCGGUGACUGCGUUGACCGAAACACUUCGGCGCGAAUUGCGCACGGUGACCUCGCCGCGAAUUAAAAUUUCUUCAAUCAGUCCCGGAUUGGUAGCGACUGAAUUCCUCGAAGGUUUCACUGACUUGGGCGGCCUGCGCGAUGGUUUGAAGCAGGUGCCGGCGCUGCAGGCGGCUGAUGUUGCAGACACGAUCAUCUACGUGCUGAGUACUCCGCCACAUGUUCAGAUUCACGACAUUAUUGUCAAAGUUACGGCCGAAGCCUUUUAAAUGCGCGCGAUUUGGUCCGCAAAAGUUAAUGGUAAUUAGCUCGUCGAGUUUGAUCUCAUUAGCACUCAGCGUUUACGAUUGUGCAACCAAGGGGGACACGACAUCGACUUUUUUUUUAAUGGUUUUAAGAAUUUAUGCUCUGUGUUGAUGAGUCACCAUCACUAAAUUAUUUAUAAAAUAAAAUUUUCACAAUUGUUCCGAGAAACCUUGUAUCACAAAAUAUUAAUAAACAUAUUCUACACCAUUUAAUAAA